This is a messenger RNA of Salvia splendens (bonfire salvia), 471 nucleotides long. RefSeq names its product ethylene-responsive transcription factor 14. Gene Ontology annotation, biological process: ethylene-activated signaling pathway; regulation of DNA-templated transcription. The transcript has a single exon. The coding region runs from base 25 to 381 and encodes 118 amino acids. Gene Ontology annotation, molecular function: DNA binding; DNA-binding transcription factor activity. The record is from RefSeq and is a predicted model, not a curated record. Lineage: Eukaryota; Viridiplantae; Streptophyta; Magnoliopsida; Lamiales; Lamiaceae.
CAAAAAAAAACAUUGAAAACAAGCAUGGAUGAGAGUAGAAGCAAGAGCAGCGGCGGGGAGGUGAAGUACAGGGGCGUGAGGAAGCGGCAGUGGGGGAAGUACGCGGCCGAGAUACGGGACACCUCGAGGCAGGGCGCGAGGGUGUGGCUGGGGACGUUUGACACGGCCGAGCAGGCGGCUAGGGCUUACGACAGGGCGGCGUACGAGAUGAGGGGCCAUUAUGCGAUCCUCAACUUCCUCGAGGAGUACAACCUGCCAAGCACCUCGUCCCACUUCGCUGCGCCCUCGGGCGCCUCGCAGCAGGGGCGCCAGGUGUUCGAGUUCGAGUACUACGACGAUAAGCUUCUUGAGGAGCUUCUUGAUGAUAAGAGAGACAAUUAAUAAGUUUGAUUGAUCAAUCAUUGUCAUCAUCAUUCUGCAUUUCGUGUGUGACCCUAAGUUGAAUAAAAUUGAAUAAUUACAUUUCAUCUA